AUGUCGAGCAAAUCAUCCAAGGCACCGGGCACCCACGAUGGCGGCAACAGCAGGGUGCAGAACAUCACGGCCAAGUUCGAGACGCUUAUAACAACGCAGCAGCAAAAGCAACAGGUGCAUCUGCCUCCUCCCCAGUCGCCCCAGCAUCAGCAGCAUCCGCAGCAUCCGCAACAGCAAGAGCAACGGUCCGGCCAUAUAUGGCCAACGAAGGGAACAGGUUCGGUGCGUGACGAUAAGAAGCUGGCUGACGAGGCGACGGCACUUCGCGAUCUGGAGGCUCGACGCGGCAUUAAGCGUUCGCAAGCAUUCCGCCGCAGCACUUCCCAAACGAGUUCAAUGAACGGUGGUAAUGGUUCGGCCUGCUCCACCGUUCCGCAGCUGAACCACUCCGAUAGCAUUCGGGAGGCGCUGAACAAACCCCUGCCGGAAGGGCCACCGCCCGAAAAACCACCGCGAAGAUGGGCGCGCCGAACAGAGGAGGACACUCGCGCAACGGAGUCGCAGCAUUACGACGACGUGAAUAUGCUGAUAGAGGCCGCGUUUCAAGAACCGUCCGAAGGGCUGCAUCAGUCACCGUCUCGGGAACAAAUUUCGUUAAAGCAACCCGUCAGCGAGGAGCACCGAAAGCGGCUCCGACGACUGUCCCGCUGCGCCGAGCUGAACCACUACACGCAGCAGUACGGCACGAUCCGGGUGUACGACGUGGUGGACAAGGGCAGUGCACCGGUUCCCCCAGCGGAGUGUAAAACGGCCGAUGCCAAAGGAUUGAUCGAGCACUACAACAAGCUAAGCACGGUGGAGCAGCGCACUUCUCCGGUACCUCCGCAAACACUGUACGAAUACUGCAUCGUCGUUGGGUACGACAUUAUGCAGAACAAACCGUACCUCAAGAGCCGAUACCCGCGACACAAGCAACCGCACAAGAUGAUCGAGGUGUUUGUCUAUCCCGACAAUGGUGCGCUGGUGCGCAACCGCAACCAAGAGUACUGCAUCAUCCUUACCGACUAUCCGCUGCGGCUGUACGGCUUCUGCCGGCGUGUCCUGCCCGAGUCGUCGGAAUUCUGCAUUCCCCUUACGUACUGCCUGGUGACCAAGUACAACGAGCCAAAAGUAUUCUAUAAGCUGCUGGAGUGCAUUGAAAGCCAGCACGGCAAUGGUCGCGUGCCGGAGCUGCUGAUGGAGCAGUUCUACGACCAGAAGCUGCCGCUGGCCGGCGAACGGUUGCCACUGACGCUACCCGUCAGCUUCGAGAUGCGGUCGACGGUGCGCGAAGAAACGCCCCAGCCGAUCACCAUGACUAUAAACCGUCCCAAAGAUUUACGCUUAGAGAAAACGGAACUGUAUGAUAUUUUCAAGUGCCUCGGAUCGGACGGACUGAUCCACGUGUUCGAAAGCCUGCUGCUGGAGAAGAUGGUGAUACUGUUCAGCGAGCAUCUAUCGCUGCUGACGUCCUGCGUGCAGGGCCUGCUGCUAAUACUCUACCCAUUCCAAUGGCAGCACAUACUGGUGACAGCGAUACCGGAGCAUCUGCAGCAGAUGCUCGAAGCGCCCGUUCCGAUGCUGGCCGGAACGCUGCAGCCCGUCCCGGAGGAGCUGUGGGAAACUGGCAACACGUGCUACGUAAACCUGGACAAGCGGACCGUGCGUCCGGCUAGAAAGGAACAGUUUUCCAUCCUGCCGAGCGAGCUGAAGAAACCGCUGCGCGUUUCGUUGGACCUCGUAAAAAUAUUCGAAGAUUCCAAGGGGCUAGCGAGCGUUCUGAUUGGUGGUGCAUUUGUUAGAUUUUUUGUAGAAUUAUUUUCCACCCUGGAUCCCCACACAUACGAGAAAGCUGCAUUUUUGGAACGGUUCGAGAAUCCAGAGAUGAAACUGUUUUUGAAUUGCUUUUUGGAAACUGUGAUGUUUGCUGACUUUUUGGAGCACUGGCAUUCCUCGAAACAUCCGGCCAAGUCACCAGCAACUGUGGGCAGCACUGAUUAUACGCUUUUCAACUCGAAAAUAGCGGAGAAAUCGCAAACCAAGUACUGGCAUUCGGCUACAUUCGAUGAAGUUGUAGCGAACUCGAAACACAUUGAACGCAAAGGGAAAACGUUCAUGUCGAAGAUGAAGGGACUAAUGAAGAAAUCGUAGAAAUAAUGUUUCUGUAAGAAAAGAACUAAACUAAAGCAAGGGCGCCAUAGUCACGCGACGGCUACAUUAGGGUAAGGAUGGGACCAAAUUUUAUUGUUGAAGGCGCUGGAAAGCCAUACCGUGCCGUUUUUUAAACAUUUGCUAAAACAAUUGCAAUUUUUCGAUCUGUCAGAAUAUUAUUUUUACAUGGGGCAUACACAUUAGCGUAUUUUAAUAAAGGGAAAACAAUUACAAAUGUGCUGCUAAUAAAAUUACGAACAAAGAA
Anopheles gambiae (African malaria mosquito) is the source of this 2395-nucleotide messenger RNA. RefSeq names its product DENN domain-containing protein 2D. The coding region runs from base 1 to 2130 and encodes 709 amino acids. The transcript is spliced from 2 exons. The record is from RefSeq and is a predicted model, not a curated record. NCBI's taxonomy places the organism in Eukaryota, Metazoa, Arthropoda, Insecta, Diptera, Culicidae.